GUCUCGCGACACAUAACGCAGCUUCAGAAGCAUUUCACCGACCGUGACCAGAAACACUCGUUCUUUUCAAGCCGCUGUUGAACUUGCAUCCCCCAUGUUUUCUAAACUAGCCGAUGCUUCACGUUGUAGGGGAUGGGACCGAAUACGCGGGGCCCCUUUAAGAGAAGGGGCGUGGCCCCGGUGACACCAGAGACCCCGCAGAGCGACCGGAGCAAAAUACGGACCUGGCGGAACAGAUUGCCUCAUAUUCCUAAUGACAUGACACCCAAAAAAUUUAAGACCAAUCCAAUCUGAAUUUAAGACAAUUUAAGACUUUUUAAGGCCUUAUUUUUAGGAAAAGCAAUUUAAGACUUUUUAAUGCCCCGCGGACACCCUGAAUAAGGUGUGUUAUUGAUAAGGUGUGUUAUUGAUAAGGUCUGUAAACGAGGCCUCAGUGACGACUGAGCUUGUAAACUUAUCAGGUGGGCCGUAAGCCAAUCACAUGUUAUGUAAGUGAGUGUGUGUGUGGUGAGGGGGGGGUGUUAAGUCAUAUGAGAGAGUUUGAUAAGUUCAUGCAAGGGUGAGCAUGUCUAUCUGUGUGUAAGUGUGUGGGCAGCAGGCAUGCGUGAAAACAGCUGAUGAGCUCAUCAAAGGCAUCAGACCUCUCUCUCUCUCUCUCUUUUAUCCAAACAUCAGGCCAUGAUCAUCUGGUUGAGCAGCGUGGAGACGGAGUAGAAGGAGCCGGUCAUGAUACCUGCAGGCGGAACACGAGCUGUGAGUUCACCGGAGAGCAGCAGCUGCUGCUGCUCCCCUGAUAGGCUGUCGCUAAGCAACGGAGGCGGAGUCUUCUACACCAGCAGGUUUAAAUCAAACUUUGAGGCGGCGGUCCAGGACAACGUGCUGGUGGCCGGGCUGCCGUGGCCGGAGGCGCCGGACGCCGAAGCGGAGGACGAGGCGCUGGACCUGGAGAGCCUGCUGGACGACGCCGUGGUGGAGGCCGCCAGGAGGCGCCGCGCGUACCCCAACAAGAUCCGGCCCCACGUGGUCCACGCCCUCAGAGCGGAGCGGAAGCUCAUGGUGGGCUCCGGGCCCCGGGGCCUCCGGGCCCAGAGACGCGUCACAGAGGAGAGAUCAACAGAGAUAAUAACUUAUCUGAUUAAUACGACUUUGUCUCGUUUUCCAGGGUUUGUACGAGCCGGCGGUGAAACCUCGACAGGCGGUCCACGACGCCGGGCAAGAGAGCCUCAUGAACGACUUGUCGGCAGCAGCUCCCGUGAUGGUGAAGCAGGCCAUCCAGGUCAUCAAGUCGAUCAACACGCUGCAGAAACAGGCCGAGGGGCUCCGCGAGAUCCUCUCCAUGGAGCCGAGUCGCGCCACGCUGGACGUCCACCGGGAGGUGUUCGGUCGCGACGGCCAAUCGGACGAGCCGCCGCCGAGGAGCCAGCGGCCAAUCGGGGGAGCCGUGGAGGAGGUGGCGGGCGCGGAGUGUUACGUGGCCCUCCGGAAGAAAACGGAGGGCGAGGCGGAGUGAAGAAGGCGGAGUGAAGGACUCAAAGGGUUCUCCUCCUUUUGAACAAGAAGAAGGGGUUAAUUAAUAAACGACUUCUCGAGGUUCAUUCAUAUUAAACGUGUGGAGUAAAGGUUGCAUCAUGUCUCAGUUAAAUAUUAUUAAUGAGACGUUUGUGCGGUUUCUCAUGAGCCUGUUCAUUGAUGAACGAGUGUAAAGAUUAUUUUAGGACUAAAGUGAAAUCAUAAAUGUUCUUCCUGUUUGAUGUUAUGUAUUUACAAACAUUCUCUCUUGCACUUCAGCUCAGAAACUUUGUCUUUUUAUGUUUUUGGAAAAGACAUUUCUGUUUUUGCUUUGCAUAUUAGUUUGUAUUAAAAUCUGUAAACCCAA
Messenger RNA from Pseudoliparis swirei, 1876 nucleotides. RefSeq names its product NSL1 component of MIS12 kinetochore complex (gene nsl1). The transcript is spliced from 6 exons. Gene Ontology annotation, cellular component: MIS12/MIND type complex; kinetochore. Gene Ontology annotation, biological process: mitotic sister chromatid segregation. NCBI's taxonomy places the organism in Eukaryota, Metazoa, Chordata, Actinopteri, Perciformes, Liparidae. The record is from RefSeq and is a predicted model, not a curated record. The coding region runs from base 727 to 1524 and encodes 265 amino acids.